CUUCGCCAAUCUCGUAUUCAUGCAGCGGCUCGUCGUUGACGCCUUCGUUAUCGUCUUCUUCGGUACUAUCCUCCUUGCGCAUCAAGGAGUCAGCAGUAGGCGCUAUGACUGGAACUGGGCUGGAGCUGGAGCUGGCUGCACGACUUGCCACCGAGUCGCGCCGUUGGCUCAUCACUAUGAAGGCGUUCGACGGGCAGGGCGUACACCUCGGCCGCUUCUGGACCCCAGGUCUCGAAAAGCGGUAUAGACUUGGAACUACUACGUCGCGGAUGACCUUGGUGAUUCUUCAUUUCUUUGCUGCGUCCCUGUCUCUGAUGGGGAAUCGGCAGUCCACAUUGACAUCGCAGUUGCCCAUGCCUCCUAAGCUACGGGCUUCAUGAUCACGGCUACUCUGUACAUAUUCUGAUUCCCUUCGAUCAUCAGUGUUAAUCAAUCUCCCAUUACCGAC
Messenger RNA from Tilletiaria anomala UBC 951, 448 nucleotides. RefSeq lists its product as uncharacterized. The transcript has a single exon. The record is from RefSeq and is a predicted model, not a curated record. NCBI's taxonomy places the organism in Eukaryota, Fungi, Basidiomycota, Exobasidiomycetes, Georgefischeriales, Tilletiariaceae. Bases 105 to 380 code for a protein of 91 amino acids.